Paraglomus brasilianum is the source of this 1002-nucleotide messenger RNA. The record is from the annotation of a GenBank genome assembly. NCBI's taxonomy places the organism in Eukaryota, Fungi, Glomeromycota, Glomeromycetes, Paraglomerales, Paraglomeraceae.
AUGUCAACAAACACCUUUUCCUCAACCGGUCAGGAAACUUCUCCUACCACCACUUCUCCUCGACCCUUUAUUUUCAUAGACAAUAGUGACCCAAUACAUCCAAACCAAGUCAUUAAACAUUCAGAGUCAACUCCAAUUAUCAAACUCCCAUUCCCGCCACUCAUCGAUCCCCACGAUAUAAUAGUGAAGAAAUCACGCGGACAAACUACUCCAACUAAACCGCCAAACGCAUUUAUCAUAUACCGUCGCAAAUUCGUAGAAACCGCUCAUUCGGUCGGAUAUAAAAUUCCAAUGACUGUCGUAUCUACAAUGGCAUCGCAGAGCUGGGAUCUCGAACCAACGAACGUAAAGAACGAGUACAAGAGAAUUGCCAAAGAAGCAAAGGAUUUAUACUACAGUCUGUAUCCAAAAGCUACUCCCGCCAAGGCACCAAAAAGAUGGAGAGCCUUUCUCAAGGGUGAAGGAAAGUUUGGAAGAGGGGAAAAAAAUAACAGCGUCGAUUCCAAUUUCAGCGACAAUAGCAAUGGCAACAAUAAUGUCAACAACUAUAAUCAUGUAGAGUAUGUAAGCUCUUCUUUACCACCGUCACCCUCCACAACUCCUAUUGCUACUCCGUUGCCUUCUACCGAUUUUUCUUUAAUCAACAUUUCUCCCAACACAUUUUCCGAGUUUAACUAUCCUCCAAGCUCUCAAUUUGACAUCUUUGGUCUUUCAUGUCUCCCAUCAUAUCCUGACAUUUCAAUAGCACCCGAUUCCAUUAAUAAUAUUGGAAUCUCGCCGGUUACAAGCUUCAUGUCUCCUGACGAAACCCCGGAUUUGUAUGUUCCAGAUAUAAGCGAUAAUACGACCUAUACUAGUAUGGCUAACUGCGAAAAUAUCAAUUUGGGGUGCGAAGAUGUAGGAGAUACAAUGCAAUUGUUAUUGCUUCUAGAUGAAAUGUUACCUAUACAAGUUACAAACCAGGACGGUUAUGAGAGAGAAAUUGGUGGAGUGUAUUUUUGA